Lolium rigidum is the source of this 1661-nucleotide messenger RNA. Its product is annotated as serine carboxypeptidase-like 51. The record is from RefSeq and is a predicted model, not a curated record. Gene Ontology annotation, molecular function: serine-type carboxypeptidase activity. The transcript is spliced from 12 exons. Lineage: Eukaryota; Viridiplantae; Streptophyta; Magnoliopsida; Poales; Poaceae. Gene Ontology annotation, biological process: proteolysis. Bases 46 to 1440 code for a protein of 464 amino acids.
GUAGGUGCAACUUGCACUCACAGGCCUGAAGCCACUCACUUGGAAAUGGACAAGCACGGUCGACCUCUUCUUCCUCUGCUCUCCCUCCUCCUCUGCCUCGCGCUGCUCCGCGCCAGCUCCGCCGCCUCGGUCACCGCCGGCACCCCCGACGGCACGGAGCGCUGGGGAUUCGUCGAAGUCCGGCCAAAGGCUCACCUGUUCUGGUGGUACUACAAGAGCCCCCAGAGGGUUUCGACGCCGUCCAAGCCAUGGCCGACUGUCCUCUGGCUUCAGGGAGGCCCGGGAGCGUCUGGUGUGGGUCUCGGCAAUUUCAUGGAGGUCGGGCCGCUGGACGUGAACCUGAAGCCCCGCAACUCCACGUGGUUGCAGAAGGCCGACCUCAUCUUCGUGGACAACCCGGUGGGGGUCGGCUACAGCUACGUGGAGGACGACAGCCUGCUGGUGACGACGGACUGGCAGGCGGCCACCGACGCCACCACGCUCCUCAAGGCGCUCGCCAAGGAGCUGCCCACCCUGCAGCAGGGGAGCCCCCUCUUCCUCGUCGCCGAGUCCUACGGCGGCAAGUACGCCUCCACGCUCGGCGUCUCCGUCGCGAGGGCUAUCCGCGCCGGCGACCUCAAGAUCAAGCUCGCCGGCGUUGCGCUCGGGGAUAGCUGGGUCUCGCCUUUGGAUUUCACGCUCUCCUACGCGCCGCUUCUCCUGGAGGUGUCGAGGCUGGACGACAACGCCGGCGACGCCGCCAAGAAGAAAGCGGAGACGGUGAAGGAUCAGAUCACGGCGGGGCAGCUCGCUGACUCGCAGGCGUCGUGGUCAGACCUAUUGGGUUUCAUCGACUCCAAAAGCGGCAGCGUGGACGUGUACAAUUUCAUGCUCGACUCCGGCAUGGACCCGGUGGCGGCAGCCGACCUACCGGCGACCUCGUCGCCUUCAACGUCGAGCAACGUCCAGCUGAUGAAGUACUCGACGUACCUCGGUGGCGGCCUGGGGGCCGACUCCAACACCCUCGGCGGCAUCAUGAACGGGGUCAUCAAGGAGAAGCUCAAGAUCAUCCCCAAGGACGUCCAGUGGCAUGAGCUGUCAGACCCCGUCUACAACGCGCUGGUCAACGACUUCAUGAAGCCGAGGAUCGACGAGGUUGACGAGCUGCUCUCGUACGGUGUGGAUGUCACGGUGUACAAUGGCCAGCUCGAUGUGAUCUGCUCAACGAGGGGCGCCGAAGCAUGGGUCCAGAAGCUCAAAUGGGACGGGCUGAAGAAUUUCCUGAACCUGCCGCGGCAGCCUCUCUACUGCGGAUCAUCCAAGCUCACCAAGGCCUUCGUCAGAUCCUACAAGAAUCUGCACUUCUACUGGAUCCUUGGAGCUGGCCACUUCGUGCCUGCCGACCAGCCUUGCAUUGCGCUGAGCAUGAUUGGCAGCAUAACCCAGUCUCCAGCUAGUUAGAUACUGUGACUCUGCUUGGUGAUCUAUAGAAAAAGGGUGAACAAAAAGGAGGCUUGGAGCAGAUGCUUUCUGGAUAGGACAAUGAAAUUGAUGACAAAAGUAUAGAAAGGUUGUAUACUUUAAAGAGCAAUGAAAUUGACGAUAAAAGUGCAUUGGUGUGUUAUGUGAUUAAAGCUAGUCUGUUCGAUUCUGAGAAUAAAGAUGAAACCUUUCUUAGGUAA